AUGGCUUCUACAUCGACGAAGGCAGCUGCCACAAAAUCAAUUCUGAACCCGGUAAUGACUUUGAAGAGUCAUGAACAGGACUUCCGCAUUAGAUCCAUAUCCUACUUUCCUGACGGCCAGCGAAUGGUCAGCACAUGUAGUGAUCAGACCGUUCGGCAAUGGGAUCUGAAGGCGGGUAAGGAGAUUGAGGAAGCCAGGCGUGUUUGCGAGAAGAACGAAUAUGCAGUGGCGGUAUCAAGGAAUGGUCGAUGGUUUGUUACGGCUGGUGGAGAUGAUAAAACCGUGGAGCUGAAAGCCUGUGAAGUUGAGACCGGGAUUGUAAAAGAAUUCGAAGGCCACUCAGCGCAGAUCAGCUGCAUUGAUAUAUCCGCGGACAGCACGUUGCUGGCGAGUGGGUCAGAUGAUAAAACAACGCGGAUAUGGAACAUGGAGACCGGCAAACUCGUGGCCGGUCCAUUCGAGAGUGUUAAUGAGGUGGGCGCAGUUGGAUUCUCGAGGGAUUCGAAGAAGUUCGCAGCAAACUCAUAUACCGCGACGUACCUUGAGGUCUGGGAUAUCCAAAAACAGAAAUUGGAUGCGAGCACUGAAUGCAACGGGAAACGAGCUGGAGCAAUCACGUAUGCGCCAAUUGUCUGGACAAAUAAAAACAAAACCAUCUUGGCCGCAUUCUCCGAACCCAAAGAUUUCGAAACCAAGACAAUUUUCGAGUUUGACGCAUCAACGUUGGAGACUGUCGGAACUCCCUUCCAACACACUGACCUUGUCACUGAUCUAGCACUUUCAUCCGACAACACUCUCCUCGCCAGCUCUUCUUGGGAUCACACCAUCAAUCUCUGGGCCUUCGAGUCCCGCGAGCUCCUCGCUUCCUUCGACGUUCAAAAUCCUGGCGCCCUUGUCCUCUCACCCGACUCGCGCCAACUAGCUUACAGCAGUCACGAUAACUCGUACUUGGAGAAUGACGAUGAGCCUAAUGUACAAGUAUACAUAUGCGAUAUUCCACCCGAUGUGCUUGCUCAGGCCCGUACCAGCGCGCGCAAAAAGUCAACCCUCAAUGAUCAUCUAAAUUCUGACGCAACCCGUCGUGCUCCUUCAGUGCGCCGUAGACCACCGAUACCCGUCACACCUAUGGUGCAGAGGCUUCCGCCUACAAUGAACCCCCAACAACCUAUUUCCCUUCGCCUCCGCCAACUUUUUCGCUUCUCUCCUCGCAAGAAUGCAGCUGUCCAACUUCAUAACCCUCUAGAUGUCCCUGCUACAUUACCCCUACCAUCCUCUCUGGGACAGGCCGCAACUCGGUUUGAACAUUUCGAAAUAAGUUCUCCACCUCCCCAGAACCGUCCAGUCACGCAAUCACUGCGACAGCACCUUCCUUUCCUCGUGCCAAGACACAGCCAUGUGCCACCAGUCGUUGAAGUCGCACCAGGGCGGAAGUUCACUCGGCUGGCUGCUGCCAAUCUACCAGAAUACAGAAAAGUAGAUGACACCCGACAUCCACCUCAGGCUGGAGUGCCGCAGGAUAUCGACUCAUCUGACAACGAUUCACUCCCAGACGUGCACUGGUGCAAGGCGUUCCUGUGCUACUAUUCGUGCUGGUCUCAUGGCAGGCUGAGGAUGCCUCCUCGAUGGCGCUUGGAGCGCGUUCACAUACCUCGCCAGGACGGCACGACAAAUGGCAGCGGUAGUGGUACUCGUGGUAGCGGUUAA
Molecule: messenger RNA, 1704 nt
Organism: Suillus clintonianus
Lineage: Eukaryota; Fungi; Basidiomycota; Agaricomycetes; Boletales; Suillaceae
Exons: 6
Coding region: 1-1704 (567 amino acids)
Molecular function (GO): protein binding
Source: RefSeq, a predicted model, not a curated record